Messenger RNA from Manacus vitellinus (golden-collared manakin), 2211 nucleotides. RefSeq names its product Ras association (RalGDS/AF-6) and pleckstrin homology domains 1 (gene RAPH1). Lineage: Eukaryota; Metazoa; Chordata; Aves; Passeriformes; Pipridae. The transcript has 14 exons. Gene Ontology annotation, cellular component: plasma membrane; cytosol. The coding region runs from base 16 to 1920 and encodes 634 amino acids. Gene Ontology annotation, biological process: signal transduction. The record is from RefSeq and is a predicted model, not a curated record.
AAACCAGAAUAUGCAAUGCAGUUCCUUUUGGUUCCUGAGAUGGAGCAAUUGUCAGAUGAAGAGCUUGACCAUGGUGCAGAAGAAGAUAGUGAUAAGGAAGACCAGGAUCUGGACAAGAUGUUUGGGGCCUGGCUGGGUGAACUGGACAAACUCACACAGAGUUUGGAUACAGACAAGCCUGUGGCACCGGUGAAGAGAUCACCUCUCCGUCAGGAAACCAAUCUUGCCAACUUCUCAUAUCGCUUCUCCAUGUACAAUUUGAAUGAAGCCCUGAAUCAGGGGGAGACUGUGGAUCUGGAUGCCCUCAUGGCUGAUCUCUGUUCCAUAGAACAGGAGCUCAGCAGCAUCGGGUCUCAUUCAGCAAACAAUGCUGCAGUGAAACGUCCUGCCACAGAACCCAAAACUCAGAAACCACCUGCUAGUCGACCUUCUACUAAGCACAGCAGCAUGAAAGGAUUAUCCUCCUCCUCUGGUAAGGUGACUAAACCAUCACAUGCCAACGUGUCUUUGGAUGACAUCACCGCACAGCUAGAGAAGGCCUCUUUGAGCAUGGAUGAGGCAGCCCAGCAGUCCGUUGCAGAAGACCCCAAACCAGCAGUUACUGCUCAGCACAGGAGGACAGCAUCUGCUGGCACAGUGAGUGAUGCUGAGGUGCGCUCCAUCAGUAACUCCUCCCGCUCCAGCAUGACCUCUGCAGCUUCCAGCAUGGACUCCUUGGAUAUCGAUAAGGUGACGAGACCUCAGGAACUGGACUUGACGUCACAGGGGCAACCAAUCACUGAGCACUCCUAUUUGGACAGGGAAACCUCCCUCCUUCUGAGAAACAUUGCAGGAAAGCCUUCUCAUUUGCUGACCAAGGAGGAACAGGCUGCUAAACUCAAAGCUGAGAAGAUUAGGGUUGCAUUAGAGAAGAUUAAAGAAGCACAAGUGAAAAAGUUGGUGAUCAGAGUCCAUAUGUCUGAUGACAGCUCAAAAACAAUGAUGGUAGAUGAGAGGCAGACAGUGAGACAAGUAUUAGACAAUCUGAUGGACAAAUCACACUGUGGCUACAGUUUAGACUGGUCAUUGGUGGAAACCAUCUCUGAAUUGCAAAUGGAAAGGAUCUUUGAAGAUCAUGAAAAUUUAGUUGAAAACCUUCUGAACUGGACAAGAGAUAGUCAAAACAAACUGAUGUUCGUGGAACGUAUAGAGAAAUACGCACUUUUCAAGAAUCCACAGAACUAUCUUCUGGGGAAGAAAGAAACCUCUGAGAUGGCAGACAGAAAUAAAGAGGUGCUGCUAGAGGAAUGUUUCUGUGGAAGUUCUGUAACUGUGCCAGAGAUUGAGGGAGUUUUGUGGCUGAAAGAGGAUGGUAAGAAGUCUUGGAAGAAACGUUACUUUCUUCUUCGGGCUUCUGGAAUCUACUAUGUCCCUAAAGGGAAGGCAAAGGUCUCAAGGGAUCUUGUGUGCUUUCUACAGCUGGACCAUGUCAGUGUUUACUAUGGACAGGACUAUCGGAACAAAUACAAAGCACCCACAGACUACUGUUUGGUACUAAAGCAUCCUCAGAUCCAGAAGAAAUCCCAGUAUAUCAAGUAUCUUUGCUGUGAUGAUGUAAGAACUCUACACCAGUGGAUCAAUGGCAUCCGCAUUGCUAAGUAUGGGAAGCAACUAUACAUGAACUAUCAGGAAGCAUUGAAGAGAACAGAAUCGGCGUAUGACUGGACUUCCUUGUCUAGCUCCAGUAUCAAGUCAGGUUCCAGCUCAUCUAGUCUGCCAGAAUCUCAAUCAAAUCAUUCUAAUCAGUCUGACAGUGGAGUUUCUGACACCCAGCCAGCUGGACAUGUCCGUUCCCAAAGUAUUGUCAGCUCCAUGUUCUCCGAGGCCUGGAAACGAGGCACUCAACUGGAGGAAUCCAGCAAGGUAACAAGAAGACUUUAGUUUGAGAACCAGCACUCAACCAGUUGUACGACACAGAGUGAUAUACCUCUUCCACCUCUGUCCUGAGUGCAUUUCUUCUCUUUUUUAUCUUACAUUAUUGAUUUACACUUCUAUAUAAUUGUUUUUUCAGGAUUGAUUUUUCAGGGAAUUCAGCCCUGGAACUUUCUGUUCUUGCUCUUAUUUGUGUGCACAGAAGCCCUCUGUUCUUUGAAGGCAUGAUACAGCCCUUCUCAUAGAGUCGUAUUAACUAAUGUUGAAUGAAGGCAAAAUAAAAUGAUAAGCUGUUAACAA